AUGGAGGAAAACUCUAUCAAACCGGUGCCCAAACCCGCAAUCCGUCGCCGCAGCUCGGUCAGAUCCAGCCUGUACGGAGAUGUUCGUGACCUAUGGAGCACGGCCACGCUGUCCACAGCGAACGUGUCGGUAGCCGACGUCUGCGAGGACUUCGACGAAGAGGGCAAAUCUAUAAGCAGCAAGCUUCGCAAGUACAGCCAGACCAUUUCUCUUAGGGAAAGCCUCAACCUCGAGCCCCAGGAGAUCCAGCAGCAAGCACGGCUAGAGCUUGAACGGUGCCGAAGCAGGUCCUUGGAGAAUGAGGAGGGCCAAGAAGAAUUUAACACCUCCUUAGGAUCGUCUAGUUCAGACGUACUAGUCCUCAGUCUGUUAAAGCCGCACCGAGCCUACUGGACAGAGCAGCAGAACAGGCUGCCCCUGCCUCUGAUGGAACUCAUGGAGACUGAAGUUCUGGACAUUCUCAAGAAAGCCCUCAGUACAUAUAGGUCCACGAUUGGCAGGAGCCACUUCAUGACUAAAGAGCUGCAGGGAUAUAUCGAGGGGAUCAAGAAGCGCCGGAACAAGAGGCUGUACGUUUUGAAUUAGUGAACCUCCAG
Molecule: messenger RNA, 596 nt
Organism: Apodemus sylvaticus (European woodmouse)
Lineage: Eukaryota; Metazoa; Chordata; Mammalia; Rodentia; Muridae
Gene: Catsperz
Product: catsper channel auxiliary subunit zeta
Exons: 5
Coding region: 1-585 (194 amino acids)
Biological process (GO): sperm capacitation; flagellated sperm motility
Cellular component (GO): sperm principal piece; CatSper complex
Source: RefSeq, a predicted model, not a curated record